AUGGCUUGGGUUGAUCAAAACCUCGUGGGGUAUGGGUAUUGUAGGAAAAUAGACUUUCCCGACCGUCUCCCCAGGUUGUUUAGGGACAAUAUGGCUCUCGGCAAAUGGCUGGGGAGUGUUACUCUCUGUGGAGAGAAUUGGGAAGACCCCAUUCUUCUUGCGGGAAGUGCGGAGGACGAAAUUUCUUUGGAGAUGACCCUGCAUGGUUACUAUCAAGGCAAUAUUUUCCAUCAUGAGAUUGAUCUCGUAGAGGUUCUUCCUCCCCCUGUGUCUGAAAGGAACAUGCGGGAGUUUCUGGGCUAUUCUUGGUUGAUAGGGGAAAUCCGGGUUCUAGCAAGCCUGCAUCUCCUUCUCAUCCAACCUUUGUAG
Molecule: messenger RNA, 369 nt
Organism: Lactuca saligna
Lineage: Eukaryota; Viridiplantae; Streptophyta; Magnoliopsida; Asterales; Asteraceae
Source: the annotation of a GenBank genome assembly